AUGCUGAAGACCUUGGUCCCCCGAGCGAGCCGAUCGCUUCUCUCAACCAAAGCUCCACACCUUGGUCCAGCGAACCUUCGAACAGCCCCAAGCUUCCAGAUAGUCUCACAAAAUCAGCAAAGAAGAAGGGGCUACGCCUCAGAAGCUUCAGACUAUGAUAUCGUCUUCAUUGGUGGUGGUGUCGCAGGGUAUGUGGGCGCAAUCAAAGCUGGACAAUCAGGCUUAAAGACUGCUUGUAUCGAGAAGAGAGGAACCUUGGGAGGCACAUGUUUGAACGUCGGCUGUAUACCUUCGAAAUCCCUGCUGAACAACUCACAUCUUUACCAUCAAAUAUUACACGACACCAAAAAGCGUGGCAUAGACGUCAAUGAUGUCAAACUCAACCUGGCGCAAAUGAUGAAAGCGAAGGAUGAAUCCGUGGCCGGUUUGACAAAAGGUGUAGAAUUCUUGUUCAAGAAGAACAAGGUGGAUUACAUCAAAGGAACAGGCUCGUUUGUGGACGAGCACACAAUCAAAGUCAACCUGACUGAAGGAGGCGAGACGGAGAUCAAGGGCAAAAACAUCGUAAUCGCCACCGGUAGUGAGACAACGCCAUUCCCGGGUCUUGAGAUCGACGAGAAGAAGGUAAUUACGAGUACCGGCGCAAUCGCCCUGCAAGAGGUGCCCAAAAAGAUGAUCGUCAUCGGGGGUGGUAUUAUUGGUCUUGAAAUGGCAUCGGUGUGGUCUCGACUCGGUUCCGAAGUCACGGUGGUUGAGUUCCUGGGUCAGAUCGGCGGACCCGGCAUGGACCUCGAUAUUGCCAAACAAUCACAGAAGCUUCUCGCAAAGCAAGGCAUCAAGUUCAAAGUCAACACUAAAGUUUUGAAAGGUAAUGCCAGCGGAGAUGGCGUGAAGCUCGACGUGGAGGCAGCAAAAGGUGGCAAGAACGAGACCCUAGAAGCGGAUGUUGUCCUCGUCGCCAUCGGCCGACGACCCUACACUGAUGGAUUGGGCAUUGAGAACAUCGGCAUUGAGCUUGAUGAGCGCAAGCGUCUUGUCAUUGACCAGGAAUACCGAACCAAGAUCCCUCACAUCCGUGUGAUUGGCGAUGUAACAUUCGGGCCCAUGCUGGCGCACAAGGCUGAAGAGGAAGGCGUCGCAGCUGUCGAAUUCAUCACGAAAGGCUACGGGCACGUCAACUACGGCGCCAUCCCGUCUGUCAUGUACACGCACCCGGAAGUGGCGUGGGUAGGGCAGAACGAAGCCGAGCUGAAAUCUGCCGGGGUCAACUACAAGGUCGGCACAUUCCCUUUCACGGCCAACUCGCGGGCCAAGACCAACUUGGAAACCGAUGGUCUGGUCAAAAUCCUGGCCGAUGCAGAGACGGAUCGCAUCCUGGGCGUUCACAUCAUUGGCCCCAACGCCGGCGAGAUGAUCGCCGAGGGUACGCUGGCGCUGGAGUACGGUGCCUCGAGUGAGGACGUGGCGCGGACGUGCCAUGCCCAUCCCACGUUGGCGGAGGCUUUCAAGGAGGCUGCCAUGGCCACGUACAGUCACGCCAUCCACUUCUAA
This is a messenger RNA of Capronia epimyces CBS 606.96, 1551 nucleotides long. Its product is annotated as dihydrolipoyl dehydrogenase. The transcript has 3 exons. NCBI's taxonomy places the organism in Eukaryota, Fungi, Ascomycota, Eurotiomycetes, Chaetothyriales, Herpotrichiellaceae. The record is from RefSeq and is a predicted model, not a curated record. Bases 1 to 1551 code for a protein of 516 amino acids. Gene Ontology annotation, cellular component: oxoglutarate dehydrogenase complex; mitochondrion. Gene Ontology annotation, molecular function: dihydrolipoyl dehydrogenase (NADH) activity; flavin adenine dinucleotide binding.